Molecule: messenger RNA, 159 nt
Organism: Paramecium sonneborni
Lineage: Eukaryota; Ciliophora; Oligohymenophorea; Peniculida; Parameciidae
Source: the annotation of a GenBank genome assembly
AUGCCUAAUAUUAUAGUGUUUGUAGAUAAAUUAUCUAAUGUUUUAUUUACAUAAUGUCUUUAUUAUAGAUUCAAUAAAAGAUUUUAUCCAAAGAGUGAUUUAAUGAAAUUAACUCUUAUAGAAAACAGAAUCAGAAUUCUAACAGCAAAUUAUUUUUGA